Molecule: messenger RNA, 2129 nt
Organism: Perca fluviatilis (European perch)
Lineage: Eukaryota; Metazoa; Chordata; Actinopteri; Perciformes; Percidae
Gene: rexo4
Product: REX4 homolog, 3'-5' exonuclease
Exons: 8
Coding region: 303-1604 (433 amino acids)
Biological process (GO): DNA catabolic process; rRNA processing
Cellular component (GO): nucleus
Molecular function (GO): 3'-5' exonuclease activity; nucleic acid binding
Source: RefSeq, a predicted model, not a curated record
UUGUUUUCACCAGACACAUUUGGCUGCUGCACAUCUCGGAAAUACACAUUUCAGCAUGGCUUUGCAGCACCUGAAGAUUACUGAUCAAUUUUCUCAGCAGUCAAGAAAAAUAUCCUAACAAUUAAUCUGCGUCGGUGCGACCACACGGUAAACUUACUUAUUUGUUGGUGAGAAGGCGUAACUGUUCCGUUUUUAACGUUACCAGGUAACCAAGUGUCGAAGCUCUGACGGUCCAGCGUGGCUGAGUACGGUUAGCAGACUUCAACCAAAUACUGCAAAAUAUUUCACCGAAAGUGGCCAUAAUGUCAAAGGUGAAGGCAAAGAAAAAUGACUUUACUGCUAAAACAAAACAACCCACGUCCACAGAGAAAAUAUGCACAUCGAGAAAGAAAAGGAAACGGUGGAUGGAAAAGAAGUUUAAAAAGAUAAAGCCACCACCCAAGAAACAAGAAAAAGCUCGAGCUCAGCAAGCAGUGCCUCCGAAAGAUAGCCUGCAGUUCUCUGCUAACUGGAAGGCAUUACAAGAGGUGUUAAAGGCCAGUCAACCGGAGAAGCAGCAGCCUGGGACACCAAAACCUCCGAAUGGUGCUCUACAAAAACAGGAGGCUAAAGAAAAAUCUAAAAAUAUUUCCAAGAACAAUGUCUCUCCCAGACGAACAAUGUCUCUCCCAGACAACAAAGUGAAGCACAAAAUUGUUCCUCCAAAAAAAAGUGUUGCCCCUAAGGACUCACCGGUGAACUCCGAGGUUCCAGCUGUCUCAGAGACAAAACCGUCUGCUGCUCCAAAAAGGAAAAAGGACAGUGGAAAGUCAAACGGCGAGCAAGCAGCCAAGAAAAAGAAACCUGUGGUUGAAGAGAGGAAACCUACAGAAGCCGACCUUUGGUUCGACGAUGUAGACCCUGACGACAUUGAGGCAACAGUGGGAGCAGAGGCAGCGGAGAUCAUGAGGAAAAAGCAGGGCAUUCACAAAAAUAAGGACACAGAGAGCGCCCUGGUCAAGGAGAAAGCCUUUGAGGGCCUCACCAGAGCCGUGGCCAUUGAUUGCGAGAUGGUGGGAGUCGGUCCUGAUGGAGAGGACAGCAUCUUGGCUCGCGUGUCCCUCGUAAACCACUUUGGGAAAUGCAUCUAUGACAAAUAUGUGAAACCCACAGAGAAGGUGACAGACUACAGGACAGCUGUCAGUGGCAUCCGACCAGAGGACAUCAAAGAGGGAGAGGAUUUACAGACUGUGCAGAGAGAGGUUGCUGAGAUCCUGCAAGGCAGAAUUGUGGUUGGACAUGCCAUACACAAUGACCUAAAGAUUUUACUCUUGGAUCAUCCAAAAAAGAAAAUCCGGGACACUCAGAAGUACAAACCUUUUAAGAAAGCUGUUAAGAGUGGUCGACCCUCGCUGAAACUCCUCUGUAGAGAAAUACUCAACGUUAAGGUCCAACAGGGUGAACAUUCAUCUGUCCAAGACGCACAGGCCACCAUGAGGCUCUACACAAUGGUGAGAAAACAGUGGGAAGCAGAGAUUAAAGCCAGUCGCAACAACAAAGACUCAUCCAAGAAGAGUGUGAGAAAGCCCAAGUUUCCCAAGAACAAGAAUCUCAUGGGUCUAUGAAUUCAGAACAAAUAUGCAAGAGAACCGGUUGUCUCUGGAUUAGAGCAGCUGUGACUGAAAUGAGGUUUGGAAAGAUGUCCAAUGAAGUGUUAUGGACAGGUGGCUCGCCAGUCAACACAUUUCCAGGAUGUGAAAGGCUUGAUUGUUCUUGCCAAGAUUCACAUAAAGCCAAGAGUGUUCUGCUUGAGUAUCCCAGACUGUGCCUCACACAGAGAUUGCAACAUCUGAGAGAUCAUGGAGCUUUUAUUUACACUGAUCCUUACAGCUAUUUCCUCAAAUAUUCCCAGAACAUAAUUUCCCAUCAUGUUAUUCCCAGGAGGCAGGUGUUCAAAUCAUCCAUUUUCUUCUCUGGAGUGCUCAUGAGAACUCAAAAUCGUUUGUCCAUUAGCACACUGUCUGUUAUUUUAGCGUGACUGUUCCAGUGUUCUAUAAAUUGUUCUUUGGUUUCUCAUGACCUGGUUUGUAGUAAUGUUCCUGGUUGCCUUAAAUGUUUUAAAAAGUAAUAAAACAACUUAUUUCUGUGUA